AACGCAAGCGAUGGUGACAGCUCAAAGGGGGCGAGGCCCGAGAGGCGAAGGCAGGCUGGUGGAGGCGGGAUAUCCUGCCCUUCCUGCCAAAGUGGGGCCCCGGCGGACAGCGCCGCGAGCGUGGCCGCGAGCGGAGGCUUCCUCUACGUCUUCCGAUCUCCGAGCCGAGAUCUGAUCCCACUCUCGCCCGAUAGAAGGGGUAAAGGAGGUGGGGCGAGGUUAAAAAAGUUCUCUUCGGUCUUUGACGUGAUCUUUCCGCCAGACCUCGUUCGUUGGAUCUCUUUUACUCUUAGCACCGUGUGGAAGAAAGCGAGGACCUUUUCGGUUGUUGCUUCUGCCAUUUCGCCGUUAGUGUAGUUAGUUCCAUUCACAAGAGUGAUUUAGCUAAGUUGAAAAUCGCUCAGGAGAAAGAAAGUGGACAUGGGCAUAAAAGGAAAGUGGUUUAGUGCUGUCAAGAGGGCCUUCAUUCCGCAGUGUUGUCAAGGAGAUCCUAAGGAGAGUCUUGAUUAUUCCAAGGUUUCCGAUUCACUCCCUAUAAAAGAAGUGGAAACUACUGCUGUCGGUGCUGCUCAACUGUUGCUACCAGCACCUCUUCAGGAGGCUAAGCUGAUCGAGAAUGGAAAUGAACAGAAUAAGCAUGCCUACUCGGUGGCGCUCGCUAGUGCUGUUGCUGCAGAGGCUGCAGCUGUCGCAGCACAGGCUGCUGCAGAGGUUGUUCGCCUGGCCACUUCUGCAACUAGGCAUGCUGGUGAAUCAAGCGAAGUGAUUGCUGCCAUCAAGAUUCAGUCUGCCUACCGAGGUUACCAGGCAAGAAGAACAUUUAGAACUUUGCGGAGGCUUAAUAGGCUGAAGAGAGUGCUGGAUGGAAAUGCGGUCAAAUCUCAAACUACAAACACUUUGCAGUGCAUGCAAACAAUGGCAAGAGUGCAGGCACAGAUACAUUCAAGACGGGUCAGAAUGACAGAGGAAAACCAGGCUCUACAGAGGCAUCUACAGCGGAAACUUGAAAAAGAACUAGAGAAAGUAAAGAUUGCGGAUGAAUGGGAUGAUAGCCUUCAGCCCAAAGAGAAAAUUGAAGCUAAACUGCUGAAUAAACAGGAAGCCACUAUAAGAAGAGAAAGAGCUCUAGCUUAUGCAUUUUCACAUCAGUGGAGGAGCUCAUCCAGAUCCCUGACUCCAGUAUUCACCGACCCAAGCAAUACCGAAUGGGGAUGGAGCUGGCUGGGGCGCUGGAUGGCAGCGAGGCCAUGGGAGAAUCAAAGCACAAAGGAAGAUCAUGCCUCCGUAAAGAACACUAGCCGCAGUUUCAUUGUGCGCACAACAAAACACUGUGAUACUAGUUCAGAAUGCACUCCAUCAGCAUCUCAGAAGCGAAGUCGGCCUUCCGGUCUUCACUCACCCGCAACCCCACGCACCAGGACUUCAUCUGUUGUGAGCAGAAAGAAAUCAGAAAGCCCAAGAGGCCGCCGGUGCUCCAUCGAUGAUGAUUCGAGGAGCACGUUCAGCAUGCAAUCUGAGCGGCGAAGGAGGUACAGCAUUGGAGGAUCAUCAAUGGGCGAUGAUGAAAGCCUCAGCUCCUCAACUCUUCCUAGCUACAUGGCAUCUACGGAGGCAGCUAGAGCCAGGUCCCGACUCCACAGCCCAGUUUGUGAUAGCAUUCGAACACCUGAGAAGGGGUCAGCUUUCUCAGCAACCAAACGCCUCUCCUUUCCUUCAAUGGACAGAAGCAGUAUUCCAUCCGCCGCAAACCUUAGGCGCCUUUCAGGGCCCCCAAAGGUAGACAUUUCUCCAGCCAAGGUUGUAGCUCCGACUGGUAAAGAGCAAAUAUCAAAAAACUGAGUGUGCUUAGCUGAUCUAACAGCAGUUGAGAUGUCUUGGAUGAUGUAUUCUAGUAAGCUUAGCUACUAAUUUAAUUGAGUUGUUGAAUUGGCUUGUUAAUUAUGCGCUCUUCCCAUAUGUAUGAGAAUGAUUGUUCAAAUGGGAAUCUGAGCUGAUGGUGUGCCUAAAUUUGUUGUGAAACGUUUAUGACGUGUUUGGUGUUUAUC
This is a messenger RNA of Zingiber officinale, 2045 nucleotides long. Its product is annotated as protein IQ-DOMAIN 3-like. Gene Ontology annotation, molecular function: protein binding. The transcript is spliced from 5 exons. NCBI's taxonomy places the organism in Eukaryota, Viridiplantae, Streptophyta, Magnoliopsida, Zingiberales, Zingiberaceae. The record is from RefSeq and is a predicted model, not a curated record. The coding region runs from base 421 to 1839 and encodes 472 amino acids.